AUUACAAUACUAACCUUUGGGGUGAACGGCCAAAAUCAAGAUGCGAUUAGACGUUUGUUUUAUUUGUUUAGUUUUUAUUACGUUUCAUGGCAGUACUAAAGCGCAAGUAGUAGAACGACCUUUAGAGCCUUCAGGAGGUGUUCCAACGGUGAACAAGGAUGGCGUACCAACCGUGGGCAAAGACGGUGUACCGCCUGCAAGUAAGGACGAUGUCCCACCGGUACGCAGCGUACCACCCUCGGUCAAAGACGGUGUACCGCCUGCAAGAAAGGACGAUGUUCCACCGGUGAGUGGCGUACCACCCGCGGGCAAAGACGGUGUAACACCCGCAAGUAAGGACGACGUUCCACCGGUAGGCAGCAUACCACCCUCAGUCAAAGACGGUGUACCGCCUGCAAGUAAGGGCGAUGUUCCACCGGUGAGUGGAGUAUCACCCGCGGGCAAAGACGCUGUACCACCUGCAAGUAAGGGCGAUGUUCCACCGGUGAGUGGCGUAUCACCCGCGGGCAAAGACGCUGUAACACCUGCAAGUAAAGACGAUGUUCCACCGGUAGGCAGCGUACCACCCUCGGUCAAAGACGGUGUACCGCCUGCAAGUAAGGGCGAUGUUCCACCGGUGAGUGGCGUAUCACCUGCGGGCAAAGACGGUGUAACACCUGGAAGUAAAGACGAUAUUCCACCGGUAGGCAGCGUACCACCCUCGGUCAAAGACGGUGUAACACCCGCAAGUAAGGACGAUGUUCCACCGGUAGGCAGCGUACCACCCUCGGUCAAAGACGGUGUACCGCCUGCAAGUAAGGGCGAUGUUCCACCGGUGAGUGGCGUAUCACCCGCGGGCAAAGACAGUGGAGAAAAAAAUAAUGAAACUUCAGCCAUAAAACAUGACAAAAGCGCUGCAAUAACGGACACGAAUACAUCAUCGACUGGAAGAAUUGUAGGCAUAUUAAUUGCCACAAUAAUCAUCGCUGCGGCGUUUAUAUGGGGUAUCAAAAUCAUUUAUCAACGAUACAAGGCCAAAACAUACGAUGUCAGAAGGCAAAACGUCGAACUUGGAAACGCUACAUAAAACGUAUAUUAUGGAUGGUUGAAUUAAAAUAAGUCUUACAAAUGUAAAAACUUUGAGCCAAAUAUUAUUAACUAGCUGUGCCUCGUGGUUUUACAUGCGUUAAUUUACUGUGCAAUUCGGGGACUUAAACGCACAGCGCGACGCGUUCCUAAUUUAUGCGUCCAAAUUACAAAGCUAUAAAAGACAAAAGUUUUUCUUCAUAUAAUUGCUUUGUAGAUGAAGUAUUUUUCAUUCGUUAGGAUUCACGUACUUGGUUAAUAAUAAUGCAAUUAAAUCAUCUUUUCAC
Molecule: messenger RNA, 1352 nt
Organism: Melitaea cinxia (Glanville fritillary)
Lineage: Eukaryota; Metazoa; Arthropoda; Insecta; Lepidoptera; Nymphalidae
Product: splicing factor 3A subunit 2-like
Exons: 4
Coding region: 41-1066 (341 amino acids)
Source: RefSeq, a predicted model, not a curated record